Phascolarctos cinereus (koala) is the source of this 3849-nucleotide messenger RNA. Lineage: Eukaryota; Metazoa; Chordata; Mammalia; Diprotodontia; Phascolarctidae. The record is from RefSeq and is a predicted model, not a curated record.
GCGGCCGCCGCCAGCCUCCCUCUGCUGCGCGUCCACGGACGGCUGUCCUUGCCCCUGCUGAGGCUGCUGCCGGCCACGAAGGCGACAUGAAGGAGGCGGCGGGCGGCACGGUGGCCCCUGGGCUCCCCCCUUUGUGCAGCCGCCUGUCCCGCUCGUACCCGGGCAUGUCGGGGUCCGAGCCGGCCGCGUCGCCGGAGGGCAACGGCACGGGCUGGCGGCCCGCCGAGCAGUGCGGCUCCGUGUCGGUAGCCUACCCGCUCGCCAUGAUGAUCACGGGCGUCGUGGGCAACGCGCUCGCCAUGCUGCUCGUGGCCCGCAGCUACCGUCGCAAGGAGAGCAAGCGUAAGAAAUCCUUCCUGCUGUGCAUCGGCGGCCUGGCGCUCACCGACCUGGUGGGCCAGCUGCUCACCAGCCCAGUGGUCAUCGCCGUCUACCUGUCCAAGCGGCCCUGGCAGCAGCUUGACCCGUCGGGCCGCCUGUGCUCCUUCUUCGGACUCAGCAUGACCACGUUCGGCCUCUGCCCCCUCUUCAUCGCCAGUGCCAUGGCCGUCGAGCGGGCGCUGGCCAUCCGCGCGCCGCACUGGUACGCCAGCCACAUGAAGACGCGGGCCACCCGGACCGUGCUGCUGGCCGUCUGGCUGGCGGGGCUCGCCUUCGCCCUGCUGCCCGUGGCCGGCGUGGGCCACUACACCGUGCAGUGGCCCGGGACCUGGUGCUUCAUCAGCACCAGCGAGCGCGGCGCCAACCGGACCGGCUCGGCUCCCAGCCGCGGCAACGCCUUCUUCGCCUCCGCUUUCGCCUUCUUGGGGCUCACGGCGCUGGCGGUCACCUUCGUCUGCAACCUGGCCACCAUCAAGGCGCUGGUGUCCCGCUGCCGGGCCAAGGCCACGGCCGCCCAGGCGGGCGCCCAGUGGGGCAGGAUCACCACCGAGACGGUCAUCCAGCUCAUGGGAAUCAUGUGCGUCCUCUCCGCCUGCUGGUCCCCCUUGUUGAUCAUGAUGUUGAAAAUGAUCUUCAGCCAGACCUCCGUGGACCACUGCAAGACGCCGAAACCCGAAACGAAAAGGCCGAAGGAAUGCGACUCCUUCCUGACCGCCGUGCGCCUGGCUUCCCUGAACCAGAUCUUGGACCCCUGGGUCUAUCUGCUGUUGAGAAAAAUCCUCCUGCGGAAGUUCUGUCAGGGAGAAGAGACCAGGUUGAGACAAGGCAUCCAUUGGGAAGUAGAGAAAGACACACUGAAGAUAAAUAUAGAUGAACAUGGACCCAGACAGAUACAGAAGGAGGAGGAGAGAUACCUGGAGGAGGAAUCAGCUUCAAAGGAUUUCCUUUGUGCUAGAGAGACAUGCAGGCUAUGGAUUCCACAAAGGCACCUCAAUUAUUCAUUGCCUGCUCACCCCUCACAACCAUCAUCUUGGGAAGUCACUCCUGAGGAAAAGGGGACAACCCUCUCUACCAGCCACACACAGGACAGGCAAGCCAGCCUAGCUGAAACAGCCAGGCCCCCUGAGGAGGAGUUGGGAGACAGGAAGUGCAAGGCAAGUCAGACCCCCCUCACCACCUUGACCACUAUUUCCUCUGAGAUCCUGCUAAAGACGGCCCAGGAUGCUGAACCGGAGAGCCGUGGGAGUAGCCAGGCUUCCAGAGCAGUGCCCUCAGCUACCAUCUCGGGAAGCACCCCCAUGGCAAUGCAUCCUGGGAACUUCUGCAGGGGUUACAGCCACAUCUACUGAAGACCCAGAAAAGGGAGCUGUAGUCACCAAAGUCCUGGGCCUGUCAAAUGUUCACCAUCAGAAACCAAUAUGAUUCUAUCAAUUGAGAUGCUGUAAAAAAAAAAUUAACUUCUGCUUUGUGGCUGCACUCUAAUAACCAUGAAACUUUUCCAUCUGACAUGCCCCCCCCCAUUAGAAUGGGAGCUCUUUGAAGGCAGGGACUGUAUGGCUUUUUGGAUUCCAGGCACUUAGCACAAUGCUUGGCAUGUAGUAAGCACUUAAUAAGUCCUUUGUACAUUCAUUCACCCAUUCUUUCAUGAGUGGGCCCACUCUUCCCACCAGUGAAUUUGUAGGAGAACACAUCCCAGAUUUUGUAGAGGGAAAUGAACAUUACGUGAUGACUGCUUUUCAGAAGCCAUCUCAGUAAAUGUUUUUAGCUCUAGCUCACUUAAAGGUAAACACUUUAAAUCUGUAGAUCUUCAUUAGUUCUAGUUCUAGUUUUAGAUACCCACAGAGUAUCUUGAACCUGAAAUAGUCAUUCCCUAAGAGAACUAAUUAAUACUAGAGACUUCAAGGAUGGUAACCUCAGAGGGGAUGCUACAUAUAGAUAGUAACAAUCAGAGCUGGAAGUUAAUUUAGAGUCCAUUCUCAUUUGCAGAUGAGUAAACUGAGGCCCAGAAAGUCAAAGUAACGUGAUCAAAGUUAGUCACUGUAGUAAGAAAUAGAGCUAGGAUUUGAACCCAGAUCUUCCACCUCCAAAGAGUUCCACCUCUUCUGCUGUGGUCUAUGUACCUAAUGAGACAUGUGACAAUGAGGACUCAGGAAUUAGUCAGACUCAUUAUGCUAGGACCUUGAGGCCCUAAUUACCUUUUACAUUUUCGGUGAUUGACCUCACUUUGGCCUUCUGGGUGCCUCAUAUUGGUGGCAAAGCCAAUUGUGGGUUGCUUGGAUUAGAUCUCUCUUUGGAAUGGCCCAGACUAUGGUCUAAGAAGGAUGGCUCCAUGCCUCACUGGAGGGGAAGGAUGUCUGCUUGAUUUAUUUACCUAUAUUCUUUUUUUAAGGGCUUUUCUGAGCUACAGUUAUUUUGCUUCAGAGAACUGAGCUGUGUACCGCACAGAGUGAUUUAUUGUGACAAGGGCUGGCAAAGUCAAAUAAUGAAUAAUGUGCUCUUUAGUUGGUACUUAAUGCUUGAACAACCAGCUUUCUAAAUCACAUUUGUAUGCUGGGAGAGUUGGGGGCUGGUCAGGUGACUGCUAAUGGGGCUUGGAAUGCUAAGAGCCAGGACACAAGGGCUGGGAUUGUAGAACCAAUUGCCAGUGGGCCUGCAGUCAAGAGGCCCAGCUUCCAAUCUUUGCUUUGUCAUUUAGGAGCUUUGCAGCCUUGGGCCCAUGACUUCACUCUCUGAGGACCCAGGCCCCUAAUUUUGAAAAUGAUGGGGCUGGGUGAGAUGAGCUCUCGAAAGUUCAUUUUAUGUCUAAAUCUCAUGAUUCUGCAGUGAAGUGUGUAGUAUUACCUCAACCCUGAAAUUUGUGUUACUUCUUGAGAAUGAGGAGUGAAGAGUAACCUUCACCAUUGGGUCAUAGAAUUGAGGAGUCCAAAGACCUCAGUGACCAUCUACUGAAGGACCUUCUCCUGAGAAGGAAGACUGACCACAGCACUGCCUAUAAGUGAUGACCCAUUCUCUGCCUGGAGCCCUCCAAUGAGGGAGAGCCAUCAUUUUUCAAGACAGAUCUUCUACUUUGGGAUAGCUCUUCUCUCCAGGAAGUUCUUCCUAACAUCAAGUCAUAAUUUGCCUCAUCCACUUCCAACUCUCUCAUCCCUCUUCCACAGGACAGUCCUUCAGAUACCACAGUUGGCACAUCUCCUCUGGGUCUGGUCAGUCCAUGAACCAACCAAUCGAUUGAUCCAUUGGCAUUUAUCAAGGGCUUAUGAUGCACCAGAACCUUCAGCAUGGCAUGGACUUGGGGCCCUCCUCCAUCCUGGCUGCCCUGCUCAGGCCUUUCUCCCCUGUCUCAGUGUCCUUCCUAAACUGCACUGCUCAGAACCGAACACACCACUCUUGGGCUCAUUAUUCAAAGUUGGAAGGGAUUUUCAAGGUCAAGUCCAAACCCCUCAUGUUACAGAUGAAGAAAUGAGGCCC